AUGGCAAGCUCGUUUGAGAAGUCGGUCAAAGGGGCGACCAAGAUAAAGGCCGCUCCGCCCAAGACGAAAUACAUCGAACACAUCUUGAUCGCGACACACGCCGGAGAAGCCGGCGUCGGGGAGGUCUUUAGGGCGUUGCAGUUCCGGUUGCGAGACUCAACAUGGACCGUGGUGUUCAAGAGCUUGAUUACGAUACACCUCAUGAUCAGAGAGGGAUCGCCCGACGCAACCUUGGCCUAUCUCGCAAGGCAUAGGAACAUGCUUGCCCUGAGUUCCUUCACAGACGCACAAACGCAGGGCCGUAACAUAAGACAUUAUGCCGCAUACCUGGCGGAGAGGGCCCGCGCCUACCGGGACACCAAGAUCGACUGGGUUCGGACCAAAGAGACGCGGUUGGAGAAGCUGUCGGUGGAGAAGGGACUGCUCAGGGAGACCGAGGUUAUCCAACACCAGAUCACGGCGUUAUUAAAAUGCGACGUGCUCGAUGAACCGGAGAACGAGAUUACAAUAACCGUCUUCCGACUCCUGGUCCUUGAUCUACUGGCCUUAUUCCAGGUGCUUAACCAGGCCAUGAUCAACAUUCUGGGCCAUUUCUUCGAGAUGUCGAAACCCGACGCCGAACGGGCUAUGGAGAUCUACCGAACUUUUACCCGGCAGACUGACUAUGUGGUGCAGUAUCUCAGCAGAGCAAGGCAGUAUGAACAUCAUACUAGAGUCGAAGUUCCCAAGCUGAAGCACGCACCGGUCAACCUUGGUCGCCAGCUCGAAGACUACCUCAAAGACGCCGACUUCGAAAUACACAGGAGGCAGUAUCUGGCAGAACUCGAUGCUAAGAAGAAAGGUGGUUCGUCAGCCAAGACUACCAAGGGUGACGCAUUAGCAGCAGGCAAGCUGUUUCCAGACUCAAACACGAACGGCGCUUCCUCGACGACGCCAGCUCAACCUGCUCAGGCAACCAAAGGUCCAGAUCCUGACCUGAUAGACUUUUUCGAUUCCAUAGAGCAGAAUCAAACGCCACUAGCCGUCAACACGCAGCAGCAUCAACAGCAGCAGAUGGCACAGCCCAACAUCGGCACCCAAUGGGCAUCGAACAGCCCAUUCGAUGCGGCACCCAUGCAGACAGGACAGCCAUUCCAAAGCAAUGGGUUCUUGCCGCAGCCUACAGGCUUCGCUAACAACAGCCCAUUUCAACAGCAGAACAUGGGGGGAUUCAGCAAUCAGCAACAGGCUCCGCUGCAGCAACCAAUCCAGCAGAACUUUACAGGUGCUGGAUUCGGAGGUUACACUCCACAAUCGAGUUUCUCGCCUGGCGGUCUCUCGUCAAUACCGCAGGAUUCGGUUGCUUCAUUCCAGACUGGCAGCAUGGCGCCCCCGAUGCAGACAGGACUCCAGCCUAACCAACAAACAACAAAUCCAUUCCGCCAGUCAAUGCUUAUGGCGAACCCGACGGGCAUGUCCAACCAGAUGCCUCAGUUCUCCAAUGUUACGAGUCCACCACCAGCUACACAACUUCAACGCCAAUCUACAAAUCCGUUCGCUCGAUCGUCGCCAAGUACAUCGUCAUCGCCUUUCGCUAACCCCUCUUCCGGAUCACCAUUCCAGUCUCAGCCUCCACAGGCCCCUCAACAAGCGCCAGCACCGCUACAACCCAUGGCGACCGGUACGAACCCAUUCGCCAAGGGCUUCGGCGCCGGCGGCGCCUUGCAACAACAAACCCAGAGACCGCAGACGAGCGGUGCCUUGAUGCCACAACCAACUGGCAGCACUAACCCGUUCCGCCAGGGUGCUCUCAUGAACCACCAGACCGGCAUGGGCUGGCAACACAACCAGGGGAGGAUUGGUGGUGGCUUUGACGAAAUUCAGUCUACACCAGUAUUCCCGCGGCCAAGUACGGGGACCGCGUGGCAGGGGUAG
Molecule: messenger RNA, 1914 nt
Organism: Neoarthrinium moseri
Lineage: Eukaryota; Fungi; Ascomycota; Sordariomycetes; Amphisphaeriales; Apiosporaceae
Exons: 4
Coding region: 1-1914 (637 amino acids)
Biological process (GO): vesicle budding from membrane; clathrin coat assembly; clathrin-dependent endocytosis
Cellular component (GO): clathrin-coated vesicle; clathrin-coated pit
Molecular function (GO): clathrin heavy chain binding; phosphatidylinositol-4,5-bisphosphate binding; SNARE binding
Source: RefSeq, a predicted model, not a curated record